AUGUACUCACUACGUUAUUAUAUAGAUUCAUGGAUCGAUGUUUCGUCGCAGCCGUCAUCGUCGUCCUUCUCAUCGGCUGCUACCAACGAUGAUAUAAUAACCACCGGUCUACGAGUCGAGCAGGCAGAGGCGGGAGCAUAUCAACGCCGUAACCGUCGACGUCGUCUACAACAUCUCGCUGCUAUCACUACAGCCCAGGUGGCUUAUUCAUCACACGACGCCAGUCAAGCCAGCAGCAGCCAAGAGGAAUAUGAGGAGAGCGAAAGUGAAUCCGACCGAGUACUCAGCAGCUCAAACGAAGAGAUGCGCCGCCCAACCUUCCCAACUGCUUUACCGAUGCCCUCUGAACCACCCUCGUCCGGCUCCGAUGCUGCCUCCAGUGACGAUGAAGAUGAUACCUCUACUGCUUUGGGAAUGGGAAUCAGCCCGUCUCCAUUUGUCCCCCAACCCAACGUAUUCACACACCCUCCAGCCACCUCGGACACAUCGUGGUCUCGCCCUUCUGAUGCUCGCCGUCAUCAAGCCAGUGUAUCCAACUCGAGCCGACAAACAGCGAUUCGAAGAGAGUCAUAUCCCAGCUCACGGUCAUCCCGAAGAAAUCAAUAUCAGCACAGCCCUUACAAUAUGAUCUCCCCCUCUCAUCAUGCAGAUCACGAUGCCGCCCUUCGCGCUAGCCUGUCAACCCUUCUAUCAUGUGCGGCUGCCGCACGAGGCUUGCCGAAGAACGACAAUCAACCUUCAGCCUCACCGGCUGCUCCCCCAUCCACUGCACAGCCCUCAGCAUUCCGUCUUGUUGGCGAAUCAGUAGUCAUGGGAGAAGAGAGCGGCGACGAGGCAAUUGGAUCUUCCCCUCAGUACCCCCAGACAAGCCCGUCGAUAGGGCCUCCAGGGAGGGACACACACCCACCGACAAUUCCAUCAAGCCCAGCUGUUGCCAAAGCAAAGCGUCGGUCAAGUUCACCCAAAGACCGCAGUGCUGCGAAGAAAAGCCGCCGCGCGACACUGGCAGAUUCCACAACUCCUGUCAGCCCCACGAUCAUGACCUGGGUUAUUAGUGCCGGUGUUGUGGUUUUAUUCUCUGCGAUAAGCUUUUCUGCAGGGUACAUGCUCGGCCGUGAAGUUGGCCGAGCCGAGGUGGGCAUGACGGGAGACAGUGUUCCUGGCCCCCGGUCAUCGGCCGCGUGUGGCCAGGAAGCAGUCCGGGGCGGACUCCGAAAACUGCGCUGGGGAACUGCCGCAGCAGGAACUGCCAGUCUCGCAUAA
Messenger RNA from Penicillium arizonense, 1263 nucleotides. RefSeq lists its product as uncharacterized. The record is from RefSeq and is a predicted model, not a curated record. The coding region runs from base 1 to 1263 and encodes 420 amino acids. The transcript has a single exon. NCBI's taxonomy places the organism in Eukaryota, Fungi, Ascomycota, Eurotiomycetes, Eurotiales, Aspergillaceae.